Patiria miniata (bat star) is the source of this 903-nucleotide messenger RNA. RefSeq names its product beta-3 adrenergic receptor-like. The record is from RefSeq and is a predicted model, not a curated record. Gene Ontology annotation, molecular function: G protein-coupled receptor activity. Gene Ontology annotation, cellular component: membrane. The coding region runs from base 1 to 903 and encodes 300 amino acids. Lineage: Eukaryota; Metazoa; Echinodermata; Asteroidea; Valvatida; Asterinidae. The transcript has a single exon. Gene Ontology annotation, biological process: G protein-coupled receptor signaling pathway.
AUGGUUGACACUUUGCAAGCCAUCAGCACUGCUUUGCAGGUAGUCUGCGGCGCAGCCAUAGUCAGUAACGUCCUUGCCGUGGUGCUAUUUGCAGCUACCAAGCAGCUCCGCGUCAAGUACUACGGCUUCGCCUUCAACCUCGUGCUCGGCGACAUUGCGGCUCCGACCUUCAUCUUGCUUGUAAAAUUCAGAGCGUACUUGCAGGUUCCCAGCGUGGUGUCUUUAAGUUUGUUCCACACGUCCCUGUGUGCCGUGGAGCUGAGCAUCCUAGCGAUUGCUGUGAAUCGACUCCUAGCUUUGACCAUCACGCCCCCAGCUCGCUAUGACGCCAUGGUGACACGCGGUCGCAUGCUGGCAGCUUGCCUGCUGAUUUGGGUCAUCUCUGCCGCCCUCUAUGUCCCCACCACGCAUAUCAACACCCCGCUUGUGGCAUACAUGCUGCGGCCGUUGAUCUCGCUAGUCAUCCUGCUCAUCACGGCUGUCUUGUACUGCACCGUGUUCCGUCAAAUCGCCCGGUACACUCCACCACUUGCAUCCACCGAAGGCGCCCGGGCCGACGAGUCCGUGGCCCGUGCGCGCCUCCGCCAGACGCGCUACUUGAUGAUCACCUUCGCUAUUAUCUUAGUCACGUGCUUCGCUUGUUGGAUCCCAUUCUGCAUCGCCAACUUCAUGAAUUACGUCAGUGGCAAGAUAUAUUCCGUUCAGCCCCAAAGCCUCAAGGUUCUCUACCAGCUCUCCCUCCUCCUACUGAUGCUCAACUCUCUCAUUAACCCGUUCAUCUACUGGUGGCGUAUCCGAGAAUUCCGUGACGGCAUGUACCGUUGGGUCUGCCUUGUGAGGGGAUCUGCUGAUCCUGAGAAUGAAGUGGUCACCCUGCAAACAAUGCAGGAACCAGAAAAUUGA